AUGUCUUGCCUCGCUAGAGCUGCCGGCCGGUCCGGAGGGAGCGGAUCCGUCCGAGUGUCCGCUGGAGGAGGCAGCUUCAGCAGCAGAAGCCAGUGCGGCAUCGGGGGAGGCUCGGCCUACGGGGCCGGAGGAGCCGGCAGCUGCAGGAUGGGUGGGGGAGCAGGUGGCGGAUUCGGAGGAGGCUUCGGAGGUGGAUGCGGGAGCUCGGUCGUAGGAGGUUACGGAGGUGGCUUUGGGUCCGGCUUUGGUGGAGGUGCCGGCGGAGGACACGGCGCUGGGGCUAGUGGAGGAUUUUAUACGUACGGCGGUGGGGUCGGCGGUGGGGUCGGUGCUGGCUUCGGUGGCGGUUCUGGGGAUGGAGGCCUCUUCUCCGGAGGCGAAAAGCAAACCAUGCAGAACCUCAACGACCGCCUGGCGAGCUACCUGGACAAGGUGCGAGCUCUGGAGGAGGCCAAUACCGACCUGGAGGUCAAAAUCAAGCAGUGGUAUGAGAAAUUCAGGCCCGGCUCGACGGAUCCGGGAUCCGGCCGUGACUACAGCAAGUAUUACCCCAUCAUCGACGAUCUGCGGAGUAAGAUCAUAGCUGCUACAACUGACAAUGCAGGGAUGGUUCUGCAGAUUGAUAAUGCCAGGUUGGCUGCCGAUGACUUCAGAAUGAAAUAUGAGAAUGAGAUGGGCCUGCGUCAGAGCGUGGAGGCCGAUAUCAAUGGCCUGCGUAAAGUCCUCGAUGACCUGACCAUGACCAGAUCUGACCUGGAGAUGCAGAUCGAAAGCCUGAAUGAAGAGCUGGCUUACCUCAAGAAGAAUCACGAGGAGGAAAUGAAGGGAAUGCAGGGAAGCUCCGGUGGGGACGUGACCGUGGAGAUGAACGCUGCUCCGGGAACCGACCUGACCAAGCUGCUCAACGACAUGCGUGCUCAGUACGAGGCUCUGGCUGAGCAGAAUCGCAAAGAAGCCGAAGACCAGUUCAAUAAGCAGAGCGCUUCGCUGCAGGCCCAGAUCUCCACCGAUGCCGGGGCGGCCACCUCGGCCAAGAGCGAGAUAACGGAACUGAAACGGACUCUCCAAGCCCUGGAGAUUGAGCUUCAGUCCCUCAUGGCCAUGAAAUGCUCCCUGGAAGGCACCUUGGCAGACACGGAAUCCGGCUACGUUAUGCAGCUCUCCCAGAUUCAGCAGCAGAUCAGCAGUCUGGAGGAGCAGAUCUGCCAGAUCCGAGGCGAGACCGAAUGCCAGAACUCUGAGUACGAACAGCUCCUGGACAUCAAGACCCGCCUGGAGAAGGAGAUCGAGACCUACCGCCGCCUUCUCGACGGAGAGGCAGGUGGUUCCGGUUUUGGUUCGGGAGGAGGAUCCAGGAGCUCCGCGGCGGUUGAUUCAAGAGUAGGACAAGGAAAAGAUGCCAACAAGACUAGAGUGACUAAAACCAUUGUAGAGGAGCUGGUUGAUGGAAAAGUUGUCUCGUCUCAAGUCAGCAACGUUUCUGAGAUGAAAGUUAAAUAA
Messenger RNA from Tachyglossus aculeatus (Australian echidna), 1500 nucleotides. Its product is annotated as keratin, type I cytoskeletal 24-like. The transcript is spliced from 8 exons. The record is from RefSeq and is a predicted model, not a curated record. NCBI's taxonomy places the organism in Eukaryota, Metazoa, Chordata, Mammalia, Monotremata, Tachyglossidae. Gene Ontology annotation, molecular function: structural molecule activity. Bases 1 to 1500 code for a protein of 499 amino acids.